UCUCGCGUCCGCAUUUAAUUUUGAAAGUGCUUGGCGGAAGUGGUAUUGUCCACUGUAGUAUGACGCGAGAUGUUCUCAAAAGUGUAGGCAGGUUGCAUUCCGUUGCGUGGACGCUAUGAGUGGUUACGGUCCUCCACUUCUGCGCCGGACCAAUGUCCCGUCCGCAGCCGGACAUCUGCACCUUCCCUCGGUCUUGCCGAGCGACGGAGCACCGCCACUCAUGGACGGAAUUGUGAGGAGGAGGUGCGGCGCAGGUGACGGCAGGGGGGGGCGCGGCGCGGCACGAUGGACGCAGCCACCGCCUUCCGAUAUUACUUCAAGCACCCGUGGUCGCGCAUCACCGUGGCCUACCUGGUCAUCUUCCUCAACUUCCUCAUCUUUGCCGAGGACCCGUUGUCCCACAGUCAGAAGGAGGCGCGCAUCGGCGUGGUGGGCAACUGCUUCUCCUUCCUGUUCAGCAAGUACCCAAGAGCGAGGUGGAACUUCGUCAAAGGGGUGUGCUGGAUACUGGGGAUUUUCACCGGCCUCCUCGUCGGGAAGUUUGUAGUUCACCAACAGCUUUUUGGUCGAUACCUGCGCCUGACAGUGUUCCGCGAGGAUCAAGGGUCCUGGAUGACCAUGUUCUUCACCACCAUCCUCUCGCUCUUCAUUUUCUCGCACAUCUACAACCUCUUCCUGCUGAUGGCUGGUGGCAUGGAGCUUCACAUGGUGACGGAUCAGAUGGGGAUCAGGAACGCGACUUUUAUGAAGAUCGCCGCAGUGGGUACUUGGAUGGGGGACUUUGUCACUGCGUGGAUGGUGACAGAUAUGAUGCUUCAGGAUAAUAAUUACCCACACUGGGGGAAAGCCGCGAGAAGGUUCUGGAAACAAGGCAACAAUAGGAUUGUCCUCUUCUGGACCGUGCUCGUCACGCUGACGUCAGUGGUGGUUCUCGCCAUCGUUUACGACUGGAUCAACUGGGACAAGCUGAACCGAGGGUUCUUGCCCAGCAAUGAGGUCUCCAGAGCCUUCCUGGCCUCGUUCAUCUUGGUCUUCGACCUCCUCAUUGUCAUGCAGGACUGGGAGUUCCCUCACUUCAUGGGCAACCUGGAUAUAAAUCUGCCAGGUUUGCCGACUGCGCAGGUGCAUUUCAGGCUUCCCCUCUGCAGAAAUAUUAUCAAAGAGGAGUACCACAUUCAUAUCACAGGUAAGUGGUUCAACUACGGCAUCAUCUUCCUGGUGAUGAUUUUGGACCUGAACAUGUGGAAGAACCAGAUCUUCUACCAACCGUACGAGUACGGCCAGUACGUGGGGCCCAAAAAGGCGAUCUUCACCGUGGGGAAGCCAGACACGCUCAAGAAGUUCAACCGCAGCACGCUGACUUUCGAGUGGCGCUCCGCCAACGUGGACCCGAGCACCAACCGGGCCUACGUCAAGCAGGACUUGUUUAUGCACAGCCGCUACAUCGGGGCCAGCAUGAAGAUCAAGUGGCUGGCGUUCAUCCCCAGCCUGGUGGCCUUCCUCGCCUUCGGCUUCUUCAUCUGGCGGCUGGGUCGGUUCGAGAAAACAAAGACUUUGGAGGAAGACCAAGACAAGAGCUACGAGAGGAUGAUGAGGAAGUCGCCGACAGAAUAUAACGAGAUGGCCCCCUCCCCCGAGGAAACGCAAGAUUUCGGCGCGCCCGACGGCCUCGAGCGUUCGGGAACGUCCGCGCCGCACUCGGCGGACGGAGAUCACUCGGCGGCCAGCUCGACCGACUCUCCGGAAACCCGAGAGGCGCAGCCCGGCGUCGCGAUCGACGCGGAGCCCCCCGAGGAACCGGACGCCUCUCAAGACGCCCCGUUCCUCAUGUGGCUCGGUGUCAGUCAGGACGACGAGCCGCCCGAGAAACCGGACGUCUCAGAAGACGUCCGGACGGAGUCGCCGUGACCUGCGAAUCAGCGAGCCGCGUCAGCCGUUCUGCGUGGAUUUUCUUAACGCCUUCUUGUCAAAGCUAAACCGUUUCGUUAGAUCUUUCCAGACAAGACUUUGGCACGGUGCUUGCUGGGAAAUUUUUGACAUUUCCAGAAUUCAGUGCCUUUUAACCGAGGGCUUUUCCCCGAUUGCCACUGGUCUCAGGUCCCGUUGGUCGCACCUCAGCGACAGUCGUGCCUUGACAUUUCAUACACUUCGCAAAUCUAAACCUCCAUCGCUACGUACUACUUGAAGAUAUUCCACUUGUAGUAUUUAUGACCCUUUACAGUUGUCUUAAGCACACUUUGAUACCAAGUUCAUCUCUUAGCUGUCACCAGAGUACAGUACAGGGGGUCCUCGGAUUAGAACACCCCAGUCAUAACGGCAUUUUGAAAUUCACGUAACGGUGUAAAAAUAUGCGCACAAGGAUCAUUUUUUGUGGUCCAGAUUUUCUGAAUCUGAACCAGGCCUUUGACUUGACUGUCGUAAACCUCGCUUUUCAACUGGAGGAAAGGACUGUUGUGCCGUGAACAGCAAAGAAAACUGCUAUUAUAACCUAUGGAAGGGUUCAUAGUUCCCCACAUUAAUCAUUUAAACACCUCAAUAAAAGUAAAUAAUUUACAGAUUAUUUCAUGUAUUUGGAAGCUAGCAUGUAUGACGUCACUUCCGAACCUGAAGAAGUAGCAAUCGCGUCAGCUGAGACUUUUUAACAGUAACUCAGCAACAAAAACGUAAAAAUACAACGAAGACUCUCCUUGAUUUCCAUUAACAACCCAGGCUAAACAUACCCUGUUCUUUUUCUCACAGUCAAAACAACAUCCCUGACACCAUUUUUUGGGGGUUUUUCAUCACCACAGUGUGACAUCUCAGAUGAACGCUCUUAUUCAUUUGGCACGGUUUUUACACCCGACGGCCUUCCUGACGCAGCCCCUCUCAGGGAGUAGAGGCCCCCCAGUGAGAAACAAACUCACAACCCCUGGUUUACCAAACCAAUGCUCGAACCACUGAGCUACAGGUUCUCUCCUUGACACCACCUAUUAGCCACGGCAUCGGUGCCAUUUUGUGGCAUCCUCAGGCAUUACAGAAGCGUACAUAUAUAUAUGUAUGUACAUGUACGUAAAUGUACAUAAGUACAUUUGUGAUUAGUUGAGGAUUCGAUCCACGGAAAAAAAUUAUGAAAAGGAACCAGGAAUAGGCGGGGUUCACUGUACUGCCUUUGCGUAGUAGUGAUCGACCACACCACGUGGAACAACAUAGGUUACAUCGCUGUUACCCAAGGACCCCCCUGCAAGAUUCUUUUGUUAAUCUUGACCAAAAACACCUUUGAAAGGCGUCGGCCGACCCCAACAAGAAGAUUUUGCUCAGUUCUCACUCUGAAAUAAAAUACGGAUACACUGAAAUGAAGAUCCACCAAUCGAUGAAGACUUUCUACAUCAGCAUAGCCAAAAGUUUUUGGCACUCAAACGUUUGCUUUGCAUUGUUGCUUGUUAUAAGCAGAAAGGUAUGGCAGUAAAUUAGUGCCUCUAGGAUUUGAAUUUGAAAUAUAAAAAGUGAUCACAUUUUCAAUUAUUGUAUUUUAGUGUAACCUUUCAAUGUUAACAAUUCGACCGGCUACAAUUCGCUGUCUGAAAUUCACCGUCUGUGCCACCAGGCAGGGUUACUUCAGGCCAAACAAACAGCCAGCCAAUUGCAGUUACGCUUUCUUAGCAUGUGACGUCACCUGACUAAGAAACCGUCACUGCGAUUGGCUGGGUGUUCGGUUCUGACUUGAAGUAACCUUGCCCUGUGGCACAGUGAAUUUCAGACAGCGAGUUUUAGCAACUAUUGAAAAUGUGAUCACUUUACAUUUCAAUUUCAAAUCCCGUUUUCUGUGGCAUUUCAUAUUCAAAUCCUUGUGGCACUAAUUUACUUCCAUAGAAAGAAUAUUUGUGCCUGAGAAGUCUCGAUGCUAUAAAUUUGACUUUUUACACAUUUUUUUUUUUUUUUUUUACAAUGAAAGACUUUCAAACUUUGAAAAUGCUAAUAACGUUUAGUAAUUGUGCAUUUUUGUCAGAUAUACUAGCAAACUAAAGUAUCAUAAAAAGCUCAUUUUAAGUGUCUACAUAAAGUGUUGCCUUCAGGUCCCAAAAUUGUGGAUUUAACGUGAAUCUACGGGGGUGGCAAAAGUUCACUCAAGUCAUAAAUCUCGAGGUUUAAUUGUA
Molecule: messenger RNA, 4133 nt
Organism: Syngnathoides biaculeatus (alligator pipefish)
Lineage: Eukaryota; Metazoa; Chordata; Actinopteri; Syngnathiformes; Syngnathidae
Gene: tmem117
Product: transmembrane protein 117
Exons: 8
Coding region: 286-1908 (540 amino acids)
Biological process (GO): intrinsic apoptotic signaling pathway in response to endoplasmic reticulum stress
Source: RefSeq, a predicted model, not a curated record